AGAACUCGCCUUUGUUUCCACCGCGCCGCCGCCGCCGUUGCCGUCUGCCGUGCCGUCACUGCCGCUGGAUAUCUUCCGUCCGAUUCGUUCUCCCGUGUUGUUUGCGCUCCGCGAGAGAGAACAAUGUCCCACGCAGCAGUCGCGAGCCGCGCGUUCCACGAGGGAAAUGUACGUCUCGCUCGUCGGCUCGUCGGCUGUUGAGACAACCGGCGCGACGACGAAGAGCCAGAAUCCGCGAACCUAACCUGUACCAGCCGCCGAGAGACGUUUAACCUGAAACGCCACCUCCGCCGACGUCGGGGACCGUCGUCCCGGAUAUCCGAUCGACCCGAAGGCACACUCGGACCUCGUCCUCUACCUUGACUACCAGGAGGAAGUGGUGCGCGUAAUCGCGAUCCCGGCGCGAGGAUGGCCGGCGACAACGAGCUCUGGGUGCAGUGCUUCACGUGCUGCCUGACGCCACGGGCGACCGGGAGGAGCAGCAGGCGGAACACGGGCGGUAGACCCUCGCACCAGAGGCUCAGGAUAGACCGGAGCAUGAUCGGCGUGCCCACCAACUUCAGGCACACCGCGCACAUCAGCAGCGGCGACAUCGACAUGUCGUUCGCCCAGCUGGCCGAUCUCCAGGCGCAGAUGCAGAGGAAGAGCGGCUUCGACAGCGAUUUCACUGCCAAGGCAUGCUGAGGAUGGCCUCGCAACCGACGUCGCAGCGGGACAUUCAGCACAGAGACAGAGCGAGAGCUUUACGAUGCGGCAGAAGGACGCGAGACUAACGUUUACUAAUUUAAAAUCCAUGUUCCUUACUCGUCCGAGGGACGAAUGCAUUUCUCCCGUAUGGACACAUGCAUUUUGUACGAAAAUCCGUUAGGGAAUUAAGACAAAUGUUUUUUUUUACUUUUUUACAUACACUGGGCAAAUCUCUGACUUCCAUUGCACGGAAAACUGCCAGAAGUUAAAUAUGUACAAGUAACCGUUCACAAUUAUAUACCUCUAUAUGUUUGACUGGAGACGCGUUGCGUCUAAAACCUUGAAAAUAUUCUAUAAAAUGUAUCCCACAUGAAUCAUGUGCCUUUUCGCCGGCGAUCCGAUACAUAGAGAAAAGCAUGUGUACACGCACGAAGCGAAGAAUGGAUCGCUUUAUUUGUAAAAUUACUUGUAAGAUUUAGAACAUAACAAAUACAAAUAGUGUAAUUAGCGUAUUAAGUAAAUUAAGUAAUCGUAUCACAUAAUAUAUCACAUAAUAAUAUAA
This is a messenger RNA of Monomorium pharaonis (pharaoh ant), 1249 nucleotides long. RefSeq names its product CDC42 small effector protein homolog (gene Spec2). Gene Ontology annotation, cellular component: plasma membrane. The coding region runs from base 409 to 684 and encodes 91 amino acids. Gene Ontology annotation, biological process: regulation of Rho protein signal transduction. The transcript has 2 exons. NCBI's taxonomy places the organism in Eukaryota, Metazoa, Arthropoda, Insecta, Hymenoptera, Formicidae. Gene Ontology annotation, molecular function: small GTPase binding. The record is from RefSeq and is a predicted model, not a curated record.